Lolium rigidum is the source of this 1758-nucleotide messenger RNA. Its product is annotated as putative inorganic phosphate transporter 1-13. Gene Ontology annotation, biological process: transmembrane transport. NCBI's taxonomy places the organism in Eukaryota, Viridiplantae, Streptophyta, Magnoliopsida, Poales, Poaceae. Gene Ontology annotation, cellular component: membrane. The transcript is spliced from 5 exons. The record is from RefSeq and is a predicted model, not a curated record. Gene Ontology annotation, molecular function: transmembrane transporter activity. The coding region runs from base 1 to 1758 and encodes 585 amino acids.
AUGGCUGGCAACCAGCAGCCGAGGGUGCUGCAAGCCCUUGAUGUGGCACGGACGCAGUGGUACCACUUCACGGCGAUCGCCAUCGCCGGCAUGGGCUUCUUCACCGACGCCUACGAUCUCUUCUCCAUCUCCCUAGUCGUCGACGUCAUCGGCCAUAGGUACUAUGGUGGCCAGCCGCCUCGCGGGGUCUCCGCCGCCAUCAGCGUCAUCGCGCUCUGCGGCACCGUCCCUGGGCAGCUCGUCUUCGGCUGGCUCGGAGACAAGAUGGGCCGGAAGCGCAUCUAUGGCUACACACUGAUCCUCAUGGUCGUCUGCUCCCUCGCCUCCGGCUUCUCCUUCAGCAAGCGUACCGGCAAAAGCGUGGUGACCGUCCUCUGCUUCUUCCGGUUCUGGCUCGGCGUCAGCAUCGGCGGCGACUACCCGCUCUCCGCCACCAUCAUGUCUGAGUAUGCCAAUAAGAAAACCCGCGGCGCAUUCAUCGCCGCCGUCUUCGCCAUGCAAGGUUUUGGCAACCUUGCUGCUGGGAUUGUCACCAUGAUCACAUCAAAAGCCUUCGAGAAAGCAUCGCCCAACGACAUUGACUACGUCUGGCGCAUCGUCCUGAUGAUUGGCGCCAUUCCGGCACUGCUCACCUACUACUGGCGCAUGCAGAUGCCGGAGACGGCACGGUACACCGUCCUCGUGGCCAAGAACGCAGAGCAGGCCACGUCGGACAUGGAACGGGUUCUAAGCAUGAACAUCGUGCCUGAAGAAGUGGAACAGGCCCCGCUGGACGACGUGCUUGUUGGGGAGGGCGAAGAUCAGUACGGCCUCUUCUCCACAGAGUUCUGCCGCCUCCACGGGAUUCACCUAAUUGGCACCACAGUCUGCUGGUUCGUCCUCGACGUCACCUUCUACUCGCUCAACAUUUUCAUGUUGGACAUCUUCACCAUCUUUGGGGUUCUCCCCAGCCCCGAAGAACCAGGAAACCAGGUCACACGCAUGAUCCGUGCCACUGGACUGCACACCGCCGUCGCGCUAUGCGGCACGCUGCCGGGGUACUUCUUCGCAGUCGCCUUCAUCGACCGCGUCGGGCGCAUCAAGAUCCAGCUCCUCGGGUUCACCAUGAUGACGGUCUUUACACUGUGCCUCGCUAUCCCGUAUGACCAGUGGCAGAAACCCAAGUACAGGGUUGGCUUCAUCAUCAUGUUAGGCUUCACCUUCUUCUUCGCGAACUUCGGGCCAAACACGACGACCUUCAUCUUACCGGCCGAGAUCUUCCCGGCGCGGAUGCGCUCCACAUGCCACGGCAUAUCUGGGGCGGCGGGGAAGGUCGGCGCUAUCAUCGGCGUGCUUGCCUUCUCCUUCAUGGGUACACACUUCAAGGCAUUAUUGUUUGUCCUUGUUGGGUGCAAUCUUGUCGGCAUUAUGUUCACCCUCCUCUUGCCGGAGACCAAGGGGAAGUCCCUCGAAGAGAUCACCGGGGAGAAGGAAGAAAAUGAAAGGUCAAAUCUUGAUUCAAAGACACGACAUUGCAUAUUUCUUGGCUAUGGAGAGAUCAAUCAAACAAUUGAGGAUAUUGUGCAGAAAAGGGAGAAAUUUCCAGAGUCAAUUCCAAUUGAGCUCACCAAUAAGCUGAAGAGGAUGAUGCAGAAGAUGUGUAAGAUGACGCACAUAGUGGUGCAGGUGGUGAAGAUGACCCCCAACAAGAGUAUGAAAAUUCAGAAGAAAAUGAUCAUGAUCAGCAGGAAGCACCAGCACCAGAUAGUCCAUCGGUAG